Messenger RNA from Polyodon spathula (Mississippi paddlefish), 1667 nucleotides. Its product is annotated as metalloreductase STEAP1-like. Bases 368 to 1390 code for a protein of 340 amino acids. Lineage: Eukaryota; Metazoa; Chordata; Actinopteri; Acipenseriformes; Polyodontidae. The record is from RefSeq and is a predicted model, not a curated record. Gene Ontology annotation, cellular component: endosome; plasma membrane. The transcript has 5 exons.
GCUAGCCGCUACACCUACCUUACCACGAGUGAUUUAUCCAGGUCAUCAGGAUUUGCCCGGAAUGCAAGUUGGCAGGGGGCGUACCCUUGCCAGGUAGUUGGUGGCACUACGCGGUGACAAUGGGUGCGUUCAUGGAGAUCAUUCUUAUAAAUCAUUGGCUAAAUUGGUCAGAUUCUGCACAGAAUCUACGCAGAAUGAUCUCCAUGAACACACCCACAGUUCUACGGCUCGGCCACAGAAUAGGGGCGGGACAAACUGGUAAAGUUUUUGAAGGGAAGGUAACAUCAACUGUAUGAAGGCUUUAUUUGGAGAUGCUGGAUGUUUGCUGCUUGUUAUAUAUAGGUGAUCAAAGUGCCAGUACCAAGCAAUGAAUGCACAUACAGAUGACCUUUGCACUGAGGAAUGUAAUGACAUUUUCAGAAUGAAGUCCAAAAAAAGAUCCGGAGACCAUAUUCAUUUGGGGACUGGUAUACAAGAUUCCACAUUGCCAAACAGAGCCUCUCAGUUUCUUGAUUCACAAACAUUUGCUUUUGAAGACUUUGAAUGUCCGUCCAAUGUCAACAAAGAAAACCUGGAUCUUUUUCCACAGUGGCAUUUACCACUGAAAUUGUCAAUUAUACUUUCUGUAAUAGUAUUUAUAUAUACCUUUCUAAGAGACAUUCUUCACCCAUUCAUAUCUCUGAGCAAGAAUGAAUUCUAUAAAAUACCGAUUUUGGUAAUGAACAAGGUCCUGCCAGUGGUUGCCAUCACCCUGUUGGCUCUGGUUUAUCUGCCAGGGAUUUUGGCAGCGGUCCUCCAGUUACACCGGGGUACCAAAUAUAGCAGAUUUCCAAACUGGUUACAGAGAUGGAUGUUGAUGCGCAAACAGCUUGGUCUCCUCAGUUUCUUUUUUGCUUUGCUUCAUGCCGUCUACAGCCUGUGUUAUCCAAUGAGAAGGUCCUAUCGUUACAAACUGCUAAAUUGGGCUUAUCAACAGGUAAUGCAGAACAUUGAAAAUGCGUGGAUUGAAGAUGAUGUGUGGAGAAUGGAAAUAUAUGUGUCUCUUGGUAUUCUAAGUCUAGCUGUUUUAGCCCUAUUGGCCACAACCUCAAUUCCUUCUGUCAGGAACUCCUUGAACUGGAGAGAAUUUCAGUGUGUUCAGAGCAAGAUGGGGUAUUGUGCGCUCCUGCUUUGCACAGCUCAUGCCCUGGUGUAUGCAUGGAGAAAGUGGGCAGACCUGAAGUACUUUGUGUGGUACACCCCUCCAUCGUUCAUGAUUGCAGUACUUCUACCCAUCGUUGUUCUGUUGUGUAAAACUGUACUAGUUCUUCCAUGUCUUGACAAGAAGUUACAGAAGAUUAGACAUGGCUGGGAAUCCAAAACAGAACCUGCAGAGAAUAUCUUUUUAUAAACUCUUUGCAAGCAACAGCUUCGCAAGAUAAAUUAUUGUUUGAUAUACUAUUUUGAUACAGCAAGUGCAUUUUUUUGUGUGUAAUAAUACAUUCCAUACUGUUACUGUCUUACGUAAUUUUUAUGGAACUAUCUUGUAUAAUAAUAUUAAAAUAAUACAUUAUCAGCACUAUUAAAUUUACACCUGCAUAUAACAUCUGAAUAAAAUGGUGACAGGAUAGAGUGAGUGUUCCAAAUCAAGCAGGCAACAGAUGAACAAUAAAGAACAUAUUUAAGCA